GAGGGGGAGGGGGUGAGGGAGGGACGGAGGGGGCGCGGGGACGGCUCACACGGUUUUGUCACUCCAUCUGCUCCGGGCGGCCGGAGCCGCCGCCAUGUUCGGCCGGGGAGGAGGAGGAGAAGGAGGAGAAGCAGCAGCAGCAGCAGCGAGGGGAGGGGACCUCGGCGAGUAAUUAGAGCAUCUCCAAAAUAUGCCUGUCGGAACAGCUCUAGACCUGGAUGCGAAUGGAUUCGUGAUAUAUGAUUGGAGUCAGAGAAGAUUCUGGGUGAACUUCUUGCAAUUAAGGGAGGAAUCUCAAAUACAUAAAGUCUGUUGGAAUUGUGGAGUCUCUGCGUUGGCAUGAAUCGCUAUACCACUAUCAGACAACUUGGGGAUGGAACGUAUGGUUCAGUUCUAAUGGGAAGAAGCAUAGAUUCAGGAGAGCUUGUCGCUAUUAAAAAAAUGAAGAGAAAGUUCUAUUCUUGGGAUGAAUGUAUGAAUCUCAGAGAAGUCAAGUCACUAAAGAAAUUAAGCCACGCCAAUGUCGUCAAGCUGAAAGAAGUUGUACGAGAAAAUGAUCAACUGUAUUUCAUCUUUGAAUACAUGAAGGAAAAUCUUUACCAGUUGAUGAAAGACAGAAACCGAAUGUUUCCAGAGUCUUCCAUUAGAAACAUCAUGUACCAGAUACUUCAGGGAUUGGCUUUUAUACACAAACAUGGAUUUUUUCACCGUGACAUGAAACCAGAAAACCUCCUUUGUAUGGGACCAGAACUGAUAAAAAUAGCUGAUUUUGGCCUAGCUCGUGAAAUUCGAUCUCGCCCGCCUUACACUGAUUAUGUCUCUACAAGAUGGUAUCGUGCCCCUGAGGUUCUCUUGCGAUCAACAAAUUACAGUUCUCCUAUCGACUUGUGGGCUGUUGGUUGCAUUAUGGCUGAACUCUACACAUUAAGACCAUUGUUUCCUGGGUCAAGUGAAGUGGAUGAGAUUUUUAAAAUUUGCCAAGUAUUAGGCACACCUAAAAAGAACGAUUGGCCAGAAGGCUAUCAACUCUCAGCAGCCAUGAACUUUCGCUGGCCACAGUGUGUCCCAAAUAACCUGAAGACAUUAAUUCCCAAUGCAAGUGGCGAAGCUAUUCACCUCAUGAGAGAUAUGCUUCAGUGGGAUCCAAAGAAACGUCCAACAGCAAGCCAGGUCCUGAGGUAUCCCUACUUCCAUGUCGGGCAGGCUCUGGGAACACCUCAGCAAGUGGAAUAGGGAAAGCAGCAGAGAGACAUGCAGUUAAAACACUCAGCUCAUCAGAUGAAACCAAUACCUCCAGCUCAUCCCCCACCUCUACAUUAUCUGCAUCCAACAGCAAGAUCAUUACAACAAAUGCAACCCCCCCAGCACCCCAUGUGUUUGCAGAAAACAAAUCUGCUACCUGAUGCACUUAACAGAAGUGAACAAGAGAAACUCCAUCAAAAUUUGCUUCCUACAAUAAAUGUUAAAUUGUGUCAAAAAGCGACGAGAACAGAGAACAGUCUGUGCCCGAGCACCAAGCCGAAAGGAAAUUCUCGACGAUGGAAUCAUGCGGUUCUGAAAGAUGUGAACAACUGGGCGGAUUGUGGAGAUUUUGAUUUCAGUCAUUCAUUAACCAAAAACGCAAAUAUGAGAACUGAUAAAAGGCACAGUCAAGAAUCACUGUUUAAAGUAGGAAGCCUUUUAGACUUCCCUCCUUCAAAUACUAAAGGAAACUGCAAUAGUGGACCUGCAACCAAUGUAAUGCCUCGACCGGAUUCAAAUACAUCAAGAGCUUCUUCAGCCAAACAUCAGUACUUAAAACAAUCCCGAUAUCUACCAGGAAUAAAUGGCAGAAACAACUCACUUGGUAAUGCAGUUCACGAUUUCAGUGUACAUACUCCGUGGUCUAAUCAUAGUCUUCCCAGUAAACCUUCAGGAGUAGUUGUAGGAGCUCUUCCCAACAACAGAAGCAGUGCAGGUCACACCACUGGACCUGAUCACUCUGGAGCAUACACACCCUCAUUUCUGAAGAAAGAAGUGGGAUCUGCUGGCCAAAGAGUGCAAUUAGCACCACUUAUGGAAACCAAUUCAAACUAUGCAUCCUGGAAAUCCAACCGAUCACAGCUGGGAGGUCCUUCAUACAAUUCUUCAUCCAAGAACAGCAGUGGCUUAUUGCCGCGGCCACCCCCGGUCCAGGCUGUACAUGGGCGAAUCGACUGGUCUUCCAAAUAUGGUGGACACCGGUGAAAACAAGCAUGGAAAUGACAUUAAACUGGCAUCAAUUAUAUGGCUAUUUGUUGACAAAUCUGGAUCUUACAAUGGAAAAAAAAUAGUGCAUUUAAAGAGGCGUGAGUAUGCAUUGGAAGCACUUAAAGAGAACCAGCGUUGGCUAUCGUUGCAUUAACAUUGUUAUAGUGCUUCAUGUCUUUCGAAAACCAGGCCUUCUUAUAAUGAGUUUUUU
Messenger RNA from Callorhinchus milii (elephant shark), 2440 nucleotides. It is a transcript of the gene cilk1, whose product is annotated as ciliogenesis associated kinase 1. Gene Ontology annotation, biological process: protein phosphorylation; intraciliary transport; intracellular signal transduction. The record is from RefSeq and is a predicted model, not a curated record. The transcript has 14 exons. Gene Ontology annotation, cellular component: cytoplasm; nucleus; cilium. Gene Ontology annotation, molecular function: protein serine/threonine kinase activity; ATP binding. NCBI's taxonomy places the organism in Eukaryota, Metazoa, Chordata, Chondrichthyes, Chimaeriformes, Callorhinchidae.